This is a messenger RNA of Umbelopsis ramanniana AG, 1233 nucleotides long. RefSeq lists its product as uncharacterized. Bases 35 to 1135 code for a protein of 366 amino acids. Gene Ontology annotation, cellular component: cytoplasm; cytosol; plasma membrane. The record is from RefSeq and is a predicted model, not a curated record. Gene Ontology annotation, biological process: ubiquitin-dependent endocytosis. Lineage: Eukaryota; Fungi; Mucoromycota; Umbelopsidomycetes; Umbelopsidales; Umbelopsidaceae. Gene Ontology annotation, molecular function: ubiquitin protein ligase binding; protein-macromolecule adaptor activity. The transcript has 2 exons.
AGAAAUACUUCUUUAGUAUUUUAUUUCUUUUAUCAUGAAGCUAGAUAUACAGAUCGAUCCAACUUUCACUGGUACAUUGCAGGAUUCUCCUUCACAACAAGGCACCACUCGCCUAGAUGGAGUGUGCCACCUGGAAAUUGAUAAGCCUAUGAAAACCAAAGGGCUCAUGGUUCAAUUUAUUGGUAUACUCAAGAUCGAUGUACGGCGAGGUAUUACUUUGAAAGCAGAUGUAUCUGAUGCGAUUGAGAGGAGAUUGUUAGUCGAUGAAAGACUGUAUCUGGAAGGGGAUGGAUCCUACAACAGCGUCAUUCCGGCAGGCUCACAUCAGUAUCCUUUCACCUUUCAUAUUCCAAUCUCCCUACCCCCAUCCUUUCAAACCGAUCGGGGGAAUAUCAGUUACAGCUUACGAGCAACGGCACAGCGAACACUUUUAAGCGAUACAACUGCGGAAAAACCAGUUUCGCUGCGAAAAUGUAUGACGAGAGGUCUAUCGUCUUUGCUAAACUCAAGGGAGCACAUCGAGGGAUACCAAGAUGGUCUUGCUUUUGCGAUGUCGACGCCAUCUAUCGUGUUUCGGGAAGGUGGCCAAUUAAAAUUAGCAUUUUCAUUGUCAUUACCCGAUGUUCGAAACUGUAAAAUUAAGAGCAUCGAUUGCGGACUUAAGGAGUCUAUCAUUUAUCGAACAUCUGGCAGCCAAUCACUCCAUCGAGAAACUCGCCAAGUUUCAGAUACAUCGUUUCCGUUGGGCAUGCAAAACAUUGAUUGUUACAAUUCCCACCAUACGCCAAGAUGCUAUGACGUUGACCUGCGAUUAAUUCCCAAGAUCCACACAGAUAUGUCUACCAAGCUUCUCAAAGUAAGGCAUUAUGUGCAUUUGCUGGUAUCCGCCGAACGGUGGGAUAGCCGGUCGAGCCGCAAUGUGACGUUUACAAAGAGGUACAAGAUAGAAGUGCCUGUCAUUGUCAGCUCCAAAGAAUCAUUUUGGGAUGGUCAAAUGCCCCCUCCGCCAGCAUACAGCCGCUACGAAAUGCCUCCUUGCUAUGUGGAGUCAUUGACCCAGCUACCACCUGCCCCGCCGUAUAAAUCACAGGAAGCGGAACCAACUGAGUUAGUGAAUGUGAAUGUACAUAAUUAGAUAUAGCUCUCCGUGAUAUGGUUAAUACGCUUUAUCACUCAAGUAGUCACCGUAUAUACAAAAUAAAAUCUAAAUUAACCAUAUUAAACACAGACUAC